Messenger RNA from Xiphophorus maculatus (southern platyfish), 2499 nucleotides. It is a transcript of the gene gpa33, whose product is annotated as glycoprotein A33. Bases 123 to 1571 code for a protein of 482 amino acids. The transcript is spliced from 7 exons. Lineage: Eukaryota; Metazoa; Chordata; Actinopteri; Cyprinodontiformes; Poeciliidae. The record is from RefSeq and is a predicted model, not a curated record. Gene Ontology annotation, cellular component: plasma membrane.
UUCUCCACACCUAGGUGACACAGGAGUUCACCGUGAAGGUUAGGCAGGCUCCUGUUCCUCGUCGAAGAGCAUCUGUUUCAAGUUUCUACAGUCGGUGAAUGUUUUAGUCUUCAACUUAAAAAAUGACAACGGGAAGGCAUUUCGGAUGGCAAAAACAAAUUCUUCUACUAGCAGUUUUGCCCUGCUGUUGGAGUGUGGAAGUGUCUAUCAAAGAAAAGGAAUACAGGGUGGCAAAAGGAGAUGAUAUUACACUGAUCUGUUCCUUCAUCCCUGCUAACCCUAUAAAAAAUAACUUUGUCCUGGCAUGGGACGUUGUGGGAAUCCCAUCGAAAGCAGUGGCCUCCUUCUUUUUGAACAGUCCUGUCGACAUCGCUCCAGCAUAUGAAGGAAGAGCCACCCUGGAGGUUGAUAUUGACAGGGGAUUAGCGACGCUUCACUUAAAAAAGUUGACCAUGGAAGACAGCCGCCAUUAUCAGUGCAGCGUCAGAAUCCCCAAUGAUGACGAGGGAAAACCGAUCGCCUCUACUUCUGUUUUAGUUCUAGAGCCUCCCUCUAAACCAGUCUGCACACUUCAGGGACAAGCACAGUAUUUCACUGACAUCACGCUCACCUGCAAGUCUGAGGAGGGUUCCCCAGCUCCGGUCUAUACCUGGACGAGCUACAGUAUUGAAAACAUUCCCAGACAAUUUCCCCUGAAGACAACACAGGAGGAUGGAGUUCUGUCUCUCUUCAAUAUUACAAAGGAGACCUCUGGCUUCUUUAUCUGUCUUUCAAAAAAUGACAUUGGUUCUGCAAGCUGCAACUUUACCUUAGCUGUAAUGCCUCCCAGUAUGAGCUUUGCAUCCACUGGAAUUAUAAUUGGAGCAGUUGCUGCUGGUCUUCUGGUUCUGGGGAUUCUCAUUUUCUGUUGCUGCAAAAGAAAGAGUAAAAACGAGGCUGAUGACGAGGGUCCCCAUGGAGAUAAGGUGUAUUAUGACAAAGAAGGUCCUGAAGUGGGAGAGCCAUACAUGGAUGACAAGUCAAACACUGAAAAGAUGAAGCCUAAUCAGAAAGAAGACAAAGAUAUUGCUCCUCAAAGCAAUUACACCACAGGUGGAGCAGGAAAGACAUUUGAUGAUGACCAGCACAGUUAUAGAAGUGGUUUAGAGAGGCCCGACGGAAAGGGUAGUGAUAUAGAUUCCCAGCGUUACCAAGGAGAUCGGAAAGAUUAUUAUCGUGGAAGCCGGGAUCACCUGGACGAUCAACGUGAUUACAGCGGAAGCCGAGAUCGUGACGAUCAACGCAAUCGGUAUGGAAGUCGGGAUCGACUUGAUGACCAGCGAGAUCGCCAUGGCAGUAGAGAUCGUCUUGAUGACCAAAGAGAUCGCUACGGAAGUCGGGAUCGUCUUGACGACCAAAGAGAUCGCUACGGAAGUCGGGAUCGUCUUGACGACCAAAGAGAUCGCUACGGAAGUCGGGAUCGUCUAGAUGAUCAGCGAGAUCGCCGUGGCAGUAGAGAUCGACUUGACGAUCACCGUGAUCAAGACUUGUACCACGGUAGUCGCGAUCGCAUUGAUCACAGAGAUGAGUAAUAUAAAAAUGUAUAUGUUUAAUGUUGACUUACUGAGUACUCUUUACAAAAGAGUACUCAGUAAGUCUCAGUCAUUGUGUUCUUGGGCAAGACGCUUCACCUUCUUUGCCUGCUGCUGGUGGUCUGAGGGCCUGGUGGCACAGAACUGGCUUCUGUCAGUCUACCCCAGAGCAGCGGUGGCUACAAUGUAGCUCAUCACCAUCUCUGUAUGAAUGACUGAAUGUAGAGUAAAGCACUUUGGAGUCCUCUGACUUGAUAAAGCGCUAUACAAGUACAGGCCAUUACCCUUUGACCCUUUGAGCUUAUGACAUAAAGAAAGGUACUAUCCAUGAAUGCCUAAUGUCUUAAAUGGAAUUUUUUUACAUUUAAGACUCAGCAAUAAUUUAGUUUAAAAUAAUUAAUGUUUGUGAUCCAGACGUACUGAACUCCCCUGCAUGAAAAUCACAACUUAAAGCUGGUUAUUCUUGGUGGCCUGUCUUUCUAUAGUUAAAUGCCAAUUAGGGCAAAGUAAAUAUACUGUGGAUGAAUUCACUGUUUAGAAUAGUUUUGUAUACUAAAAUUGUGCACUAAAUACAGAAACUAAUCAUACAAGUGUACAAUUCGUGUCAUUAUCCACCAGUCUGUGGCAGCCACUGAAAGGAAGAGUGAAUAAUUUGUUUAAUUGUGGCACCUAAUCCUCAGUGGGAGCCAGAGUGGCUUGUAAAAAUUUCCACAUCCUGAGAAAAUUACAACUUUUUGUGAUGUGAAAUUUGAUUGUUUUUCAGUUCAAUUAUACAGGAUAUGUCACAUUAGAUGUGGAAAAGGUUUUGAAGUGAUUUGCAAUGCUGUCAGUCUUGUAUUUCAACAAGGGUGUAUAUACACUGCUCAAAAAAAUAAAGGGAACACUUAAACAACACAAUAUAGCUCCAAGUAAAUCAAACUUCUGUGAA